This is a messenger RNA of Camarhynchus parvulus, 432 nucleotides long. RefSeq names its product LITAF domain containing (gene LITAFD). NCBI's taxonomy places the organism in Eukaryota, Metazoa, Chordata, Aves, Passeriformes, Thraupidae. The coding region runs from base 1 to 432 and encodes 143 amino acids. The record is from RefSeq and is a predicted model, not a curated record. The transcript has 4 exons. Gene Ontology annotation, molecular function: zinc ion binding.
AUGGCGGAGAAGCAGCGGCCGCAGGUGCCCGCGGUGAUGUACGAGCCGCACCCCGAGCGGUACCCGGAGCCCUCGGCGCCGCCGCUCGGCCCGGACGGGGGCUAUGAGUAUCCUUCUCCCCCGCCUUACUCCUACCGAGAAACCACCAUCGUGGAGGAGCCCGUUUAUUUGGUGCCCCAGCCUCCCAUCAUCGUGGCAGGGAUCUUCUCCAGCAAACCAACAUCCACAAUCUGUCCUUCCUGCCGCCAGCACAUCACCACCCAGGUCACCUACAGACUGGGCAAGCUGUCCUACCUCCUGUGCACCAGCCUGUGCAUGGUUGGGUGCUGCUUCGGAUGCUGCUUCGUCCCUCUCUUCAUCAAGAUCUUCAAGGAUGCAGAUCAUUACUGCCCAUACUGCCAAUUUCACAUUUAUAGAUACAAAAGACUAUAG